UUUUUCGCCUCCCAGCUGUCACAUUUGAAGCACAUUUACGACAAACAUUAGUGUUUUCUUUCUGAAUAAAGGUUUUUUGCGGGGAUUACCACCUUUGAGAGCUUUCGUGCUGUCCUCCGCUGUCCAGUGACAGUCUGGCGUGUAUGAAACCAGGCAAUGUCCGCCAUGGUGUAUCCACGUGAAGAAGCCCUGGAGCGACUGAGCCAGGAUGAGAUCGUCCUCAACACUAAGGCCGUCAUGCAGGGCCUGGAGACCCUGCGCGGGGAACACACCCAGCUCCUCAACUCGCUGCUGGACUGCACCCAGCCCCCCGUUGCCCAGGAGAAGUCUGGGCUGCUCCGCAAGAGUCUGGAGGCCAUUGAGCUCGGCCUGGGAGAGGCACAGGUGAUCAUCGCCCUGUCUAGCCACCUGAGCGCCGUGGAGUCGGAGAAGCAGAAGCUGCGUGCUCAGGUGCGUCGCCUCUGCCAGGAGAACCAGUGGCUGCGGGACGAGCUGGCGGGAACGCAGCACAAGCUGCAGCGCAGCGAGCAGAGCGUCGCCCAGCUGGAGGAGGAGAAGAAGCACCUGGAGUUCAUGAAUCAGAUCAAGAAGUUCGACGACGACGUGUCGCCCUCGGAGGAGAAGAACCAGAGCUCUGGUGGCAGCGGAGGUGGUGGAAGCGGAGGUGGAGACACUUCAAAGGACAGCUUGGAUGACUUGUUCCCCAACGAUGAUGACCAGGGACCAGCCCAGCCCAGUGGAGGAGGUUACGAGAUCCCGGCCCGCCUCAGGACGCUGCACAACCUGGUGAUCCAGUACGCCUCACAGGGGAGGUACGAGGUGGCUGUGCCACUGUGCAAACAAGCCCUGGAGGACCUGGAGAAGACGUCUGGACACGACCACCCCGACGUGGCCACCAUGCUGAACAUCCUGGCCUUGGUGUACAGAGACCAGAACAAGUACAAAGAAGCAGCUCACCUCCUAAAUGACGCCCUGGCCAUCAGAGAGAAGACACUAGGGAAGGAUCACCCAGCUGUGGCCGCAACUCUCAACAACCUGGCUGUGCUGUACGGCAAGAGGGGCAAGUACAAGGAGGCCGAACCCCUCUGCAAGAGAGCGCUGGAAAUCAGAGAGAAGGUGCUAGGGAAGUACCACCCAGAUGUAGCCAAGCAGCUGAACAACUUGGCCCUGCUGUGUCAGAACCAGGGCAAGUACGACGAGGUGGAGUACUACUACACACGAGCCCUGGACAUCUACGAAUCCAAACUGGGAGCCGACGACCCGAACGUGGCCAAGACCAAAAAUAAUCUGGCCACAUGCUACCUGAAGCAGGGGAAGUUCAAAGAUGCCGAGGCUCUGUACAAAGAGAUCCUGACCAGGGCACACGAGAAAGAGUUUGGAUCUGUCAAUAAUGACAACAAGCCAAUCUGGAUGCAUGCAGAGGAGAGAGAAGAGAGCAAGGGUAAGCGCAAGGACUCUGGCCCAUAUGUAGAGUAUGGGAGCUGGUAUAAGGCCUGCAAGGUGGACAGCCCCACGGUGAAUACAACUCUCAAAAGCUUGGGAGCUUUGUACCGUCGCCAGGGCAAACUAGAGGCAGCGGAAACACUGGAGGAGUGCGCCAGCAAGUCACGUAAACAGGGUAUUGAUGCUAUUAACCAGAGUAAGGUGGUGGAGCUGCUGAAGGACGGGGGAGCUGGAGGGAGCGACAGACGACACAGCAGGGAAGGAAUCAACGGACAGGGGGGACAGCGGGGGGAGAGUGAAGGUGAUGACUCCGCUGAGUGGAAUGGGGAUGGUAACGGGUCCCUGCGCCGCAGCGGCUCCUUCGGGAAGAUUCGCGACGCUCUGAGAAGGAGCAGCGAGAUGCUGGUGAAGAAGCUGCAGGGGAGCGGACCUCAAGAACCUCGCAACCCAGGAAUGAAGAGAGCAAGCUCCCUCAACUUCCUCAACAAGAGCAACGAGGAGGCCGCACAGGACGCCAACUCCGGACUGUCAGACUGCAGGGGACUAAGCGCCAGCAACGUGGACCUAUCCAGACGCAGCUCCCUUAUUGGCUAGACAGCGAGAGGAGGUGGGACUCAGGAAGCACAGAGUGGCCCGACGAGGAGAGGCUGUUUGCAGCUUGGUUUGGUCAAACAAACACACUUAAAGCUCAAAGCAGAGAUCAAACAAAUGCACCUGCAGCAUAUUUUUAAAGAACACUGAAAAAAACACAACCACGCUAAACGUCAUCCUGUAACACGCAGCCGCUGCAGCUGCUCAACUGUACAAAUCGAUGCCAUCGAUCAGAAAAGAGAAUAUUUAGAUACACAUUUAUCAGCAUGCUGCUUACUAGAAAGUGGAAUGUCUGCACCUGAACGCCUCGUGUUUUCGACUCAUAGCACCGUAGCAAAGCAUCGUAUCCGCAUCGUGAUGAGUCCGUUUCCUCGAUCUACACUCUCAUGUGCAGGCAUUCAACCUUAGGUAGGCUAAAUGUACCCCGGUUAUAGUUCAGAGAGAGGUGUUGCGCUCUGUAUAUUUCAACAGUAGCAUGAAGUAUUUGCUGAUGCUAACCACCCAUCGAAUGCAUAUCACAGACGGUAAAAAAAUGGUACAAUUCGAUUAGAUUUGAACCCCAAGAAAGCUAAGGUAUAAAAAGAGAAUACAAGCAGUCUUUGGGGAUUUUCGAAAAACGGCACUAAUCAUUUCAACCUCACUUUUUGCCUUCUUGUUUUUUAUGUAUAUACAGUUUUAAAUUAUUUGAUAUUUCAUUCUUUGUAUAUAGUGCACAUUGAUUUUUUUUUUUUUGGUUUGGUUUACACAGAGUCUCAGCUGGAAAAAAUACUACUUAUCUGAAGGGAGAAUACUGAAAAUGAAGGAAAGGAAGAGGGGGAGAGAAGGAAAGAUAAAAGGAAAUACUGAAGUGGGCACUUAAUUAUUUGUGUCAAUGACAAGGUUGAAAAUGCUGAUAAAUUUAGUACCUCGAUCACUGAUAUCUGCCGACAUUCAGAAUGAGCUACCGGACCAUCAAGGUUUCAGUCCAAACUGUUGUAAAGCACUUUGUGUAUGGCAGUACUGUAUGUCUAGCAGCCAUUUUGCUAACUACAGAGCAGACUGGGAUGGUAAUUUUCACCAGAUCCCCCAGCAGCCAUGCUUGGGGCAAAAAUUUCAUUUAUUUCAAAAGAACUUUCUUGGUGCUUCAAAACUAGGUCUUGCAAGAACAGAAAAUGAAAUAAGGGCCAGAAAGUUAAUUUGAAAUUAAAUUUACAAACAAACCAAUCAUUUUUCUUUUGCUCUUCUAAAUACUACCUAUGUGGUCCAAGAGAUUUAAUCAAACAAACUCUCUUCUCCCACUAAUGAUCAAUUUUUCCAGUAAAGUAAAACAGCCAUAAGUCCAAAUGAUAUUGAAGGAUAAUGAUGUGGAAGAGAUACUUAAAAAUAAUUUGUUUACAAUCGUUAAAGCAGGAUAUUUAGGGCAUAAUCAACCCUCAUUUAAAAAUAUGGAUAACUACCUUUGUUCAAAGCUGAUGCGACGCUUCAGCUACGAUAUGUUUACUUUCAUAAAUAGGGUUCUUCUUGUGAGUUUUUCUGUCUUUUUUUUUUUUUUUUUCCCCCCCUUGUUUACUGUUGCUGAAUAUGUAUCAUUUUGUACAAAACAAUCCUCAGUGUUGCGUUUUUAAUGCCGACUUGGAUGGAUUUUAUCAGUCUUAAUCAACCGCUGACAGAAAUCUGACUGGUGACUAUCCAUCCUCUGUGAAUUCUGUUGUGCUGAAGCGUUUUCCUGUUUUGAUUCUGAGUUUUUACGUUGAAGGUACUGAAAAAUGAUUAUUUGAAUGUUACAUUUUAUGUCGAUCGUAGGGCGUACUGGCGUUUACACUGGAAUUUUGUGUUUUUGCUGCUUUGCAAGUCAGGAGAUAAACUCCACCAAAAUGAGACCGAUACAAAGAAAACUGUCCACAGAAUGUACACGUCUUAUUAUGUGAAGUCGAAAUCAGACUGAAAUGUGAUCAGAUUGUCAAGAAAAUGCCUUUCUCCGUGUAACUUUCUUUGACCCUUUUCCUAAAUCUUCUAAUGCAAGAAAGUCAAAAAAAAAGGUUAAUUCUAGACAACCUGAGUGUGAUUUCAAAAAUGGGAAGAUGCAGGUUUUUUGUGAAGGUAUUUUGUCAACGUUGGUGCAGUCACAUCAUCGCAUUAUGCCGACAUACACUGCAGUCGCUCUUCUUGAAGUCACCUUUGAAGUCACGUUGCUGAGUCUAAAAAGUGCUAAUUAUCCUAUCAGCUUCUGAUUGUGCUGAAUGGCGCGGGUUAUGGAUUGUAAUGCGCAGGUUAUGGAUUGUAACGAAGAAAUGCACGGAUGAAGGAAAAGGAGGAGUAAAGUAAGUGUUAAAGCAGGAAGAAGUAGGGGUUUAAAAAAGAAAUGAAUACAAGUGCACUGGAAAGACGUGGGGAGAGGAAAAGUGCUUCAAGUGUUGUUUGCAGCAAAUAAUGUACAGAUUUAUCCGUGUACGACCUUUAUAUGUAUAUUUACUGUAUGUCACGUUCACACACACGUAAGAAUUAUGGGAAACACACAUACACACACACAAUCUCAAUACCAUAUAGUUGUGUAAAAAAAGUUGGUGGAACACUAAUUUGUAGUUGAAAGUCUCUGAAAAAGCUCUAGAAACAUAAGGUCUCCUUCUCAGUACACACACCGUAAUACCAAUACUAAUCAAUCCUUCACGGUAUUUAUCAGUCACUUAUUCACCCUGGGUUGGUACAGUGUUAGUGCUCCUCUGGGAGUUUCUGGGAUCACAAGCUCCAUAAAUAAAUGAACAUUGGCUCACUAUGUAGCUCAGUAAAAUAGAUGAGAAAAAAAAUGAAACUGCUGCAGUUGUAAAUAUUUAUCUUGAACUUCUAGCGCAGGAGGAUAUUGAUCCAAAGCUUCAAAGAUGAAUCAGAUCUUUAUUUCUCUGAUGUACUCGUCCAGAUAUUUAUGGAGAUAAAUACAUCUGCCCAGAGUCACGGAUGGUAAAUGUUGAGUAAUGAGGGUCACGUAUAUGUGUGAUUUCAGCUUCUAUAUUGACGACGACACGAUGGAUCUUAUUGUGAAGGGGCCAACCUAAUGUGUAUAUUAUCAAAGGUUCAAUAAAUACAAAUCCCACUUUUCAAACUGAUUCUGUGUCUCUUACAUUUUCAUCCUCGUAGCCAAUGUCGGA
Molecule: messenger RNA, 5156 nt
Organism: Xiphias gladius (swordfish)
Lineage: Eukaryota; Metazoa; Chordata; Actinopteri; Istiophoriformes; Xiphiidae
Gene: klc2
Product: kinesin light chain 2
Exons: 14
Coding region: 157-2037 (626 amino acids)
Biological process (GO): microtubule-based movement
Cellular component (GO): cytoplasm; kinesin complex; membrane-bounded organelle
Molecular function (GO): kinesin binding
Source: RefSeq, a predicted model, not a curated record